Messenger RNA from Pangasianodon hypophthalmus (striped catfish), 1758 nucleotides. It is a transcript of the gene kin, whose product is annotated as Kin17 DNA and RNA binding protein. Gene Ontology annotation, molecular function: double-stranded DNA binding. Lineage: Eukaryota; Metazoa; Chordata; Actinopteri; Siluriformes; Pangasiidae. The transcript is spliced from 11 exons. Gene Ontology annotation, cellular component: nucleus. The record is from RefSeq and is a predicted model, not a curated record. The coding region runs from base 145 to 1299 and encodes 384 amino acids. Gene Ontology annotation, biological process: DNA damage response; DNA replication.
AAGGUACACAAGAAAGAAUGACGAAAAACACACACACGGUUCUACACAGAUAGGCGGUAUAAACAGUAGAGCGUGUGAAUACGGGAAAUCAUUAUUUAAAACGGGUUUUCGUCUAUAUACGGUUUGUUUUUUGGUUGGUUGAAAAUGGGGAAAGCGGAUUUCCUAAGUCCUAAGGCUAUUAGUAAUCGGAUUAAAGCGAAAGGCCUGCAAAAAUUGCGAUGGUACUGUCAAAUGUGUCAGAAACAGUGUCGAGAUGAGAAUGGGUUUAAAUGCCACUGCAUGUCAGAGUCUCACCAGAGGCAGUUACUCCUGGCCUCAGAGAAUCCCAGCCAGUUCAUGGACUACUUUUCAGAUGAGUUCAAGAGUGACUUUCUGGAGCUGCUAAGAAGACGUUUUGGAACAAAACGAGUUCACAAUAAUAUCAUCUAUAAUGAGUACAUCAGUAAUCGGGAACACGUUCACAUGAACUCCACUCAGUGGGAGACUCUGACAGAUUUCACUAAAUGGCUGGGGAGAGAAGGUUUGUGUAAAGUGGACGAGACGCCCAAAGGCUGGUACAUUCAGUACAUCGAUCGUGACCCGGAAACAAUCCGCAGACAGGAAGAGCUGGAGAAGAAGAAGAAGCAGGAUCUGGACGACGAAGAGCGCAGCGCCAAGUUUAUUGAAGAGCAAGUGCGACGAGGCCGAGAGGGCAAGGAGCCAGAGGAGGAACCUGUGUUUACUGAACUGAAGAGGGAGAAGGAGGAAGAGAAAGUUGCCUUCAACCUGGCUGGUAGCGCCGCUCCAGCUAAAGCAAGCACAUCUCUGGGUUCAAAUGCCCUUAAAAUAGCAGCAUCCGGUAAAAGAAAAGACACGUCUCAGGGUGCCGACUCCAAGGAGAAGAGAAAGAAAUCGGCACUCGAUGAGAUCAUGGAGAUGGAGGAGAAGAAGAAGAAAUCUGUGAGGUCAGACAAUUGGAUUCGGCCAGACAUAGUGGUCAAGGUCAUCACCAAGAGGCUGGGAGACAAGUAUUACAAGAAGAAAGCAGUCAUUCGGGAGGUGCAGGACAAAUACACAGCUAUAGUAAAGUUGAUCGACUCAGGAGACAAACUCAAACUGGACCAAAGCCACCUGGAGACAGUGAUCCCAGCACCGGGUAAGCGAGUUGUGAUUGUGAAUGGGCAGUAUCGGGGCAUGGAAGCCAUCUUAGAAGGCAUAGAUGAAAAGAAUUUCUCUGCUCAACUAACAAUAGACUCGGGUGCUAUGAAGGGGAAGAGAGUAGAGGGGAUCCCAUAUGAAGACUUCUCCAAGCAGGCGUGAUUUUUAAUUUUUUUUUUUUCCUCAACUCUCCAUCACAAUCAUUUUCCCUGCAUCCUCUACUGUGUCAGAGCAUUUAUCAGGGACACACACACACACAUCCUGCAGUUCUCUUUGCUGAACACAUGAACUACACCAUGUACUGAAACCAACUUGGAAAAAAACAGCCUUAAACAGCAAGUUUUAAUUUUCUUUGAUUUUUAAUAGGUAAUAUCAGGAUUGUCUGUAAUUAAAGAGUACUUGAUUGUAAGGACAGAAUGUAUCUGAAUGGAUUCGCAUUGAGAUUUAAACAGAGGAAGACUGGAUUGCAUGAACAUUGUACACUGAACAAUGUUAAAUUGUUUCUCAAUUAAUCUGUUGUAUGUAAAGCACCACCUUUCGUUGCCACCAAUUUUUCCAUGUGUUUCUUCUAUACAGUUCUCUUGUAAAAUGCAAUUUUAAAAUACACUUUCUUAUACAAUU